AUGGCGACGCUCCGCACGCUCGUCCGGGUCCUGGUCGUCCUGGCCGCGGUGGCGGCCUCCGGCGCCUUCCUGCGCCGGCCGCGCGGCCUCAAGCACACCAAGCCCGAGUUCUGGAUGGAUUCGGUGCAGCUGGCCAGACUGCAGGGCUACGCGAUGGACAUGCACCGAUUCUUCACCUCUGACGGGUACGAGGUGGCGCUCCACCACAUCGUGGCCAGCAAGAACGGCACCCUGGGGGGCGUCCCCGUGCUGCUGGGCCACGGGCUGGCGUCGUGCGACGAGCAGUGGCUGGCCAGGGGGGCCACCGCCCUCGUCUACAUGCUGGUGGAACUGGGCUUCGACGUGUGGACGGUCAACUACCGCGGCAGCUUCUACAGUCGGGGCCACAAGACACUCACCAGCAGGCACCACGACUACUGGGACUUUAGCUGGCACGAGAACGGCGUGGUCGACCAGGCGGAGGCCAUCGACUACGUGCUGCAGGCGACGGGCCGCCAGAAGCUGGUGGUGAUCGGCCACUCCAUGAGCAGCACGGCCCAGGUGGUGCUGCUGGCGGAGCGCCCCGAGUACAACGACAAGGUCAUGGGGCAGGUGCUGCUGGCGCCGCCCGUCAACUUCGAGCACUCCACCGGCGCCCUGGCCUACGCCGGCAAGGUCCUCCUCAACCUCCCCGGCAUGAAGGAGAGCGGCACCGAGAACGUGCAGAACGAUGUCUUCAGCGGCUUCGAGAAACCGUUCCCCCAGUCGUGCUACCCCGACCACAGUGGCGUGAACCCCAAGCUGUUCCCCUUCUGCCAGCGCCUCAUCGAGUUCGUCCUCGGCAAGGUGCACGAGCCCGUGGACCCCUACCAGAUGCAGAUGAUUCUGCACCACUACCCUGCCGGGUCCUCCAUCCGGCAGAUUCGGCACUUCUCGCAGUGCAUCGCCGCCGGAAAGUUCAUGCAGUACGACUACGGCAAGGCCAGGAACCAGGCCUUGUACGGCCAGGACCUGCCGCCGGAGUACAACCUGACCAACAUCAGGACCCCGACGUACCUCAUGUACGCGCUGGGGGACGGCAGCGUCAACUGGAAGGACGUGGAGAUUUUCGGCAAACUCCUGAGCCCCGGGGUUCUGAGGAAACUCCACCGACUGCCGCCGAAGGACUACUGCCACGUCGACUUCCUGAUCGCCCGCGACGCCGUGGAGCUCGUCUACGUCCCCGUCAUCAAGUACCUCGAGGAGCUGAGGAGCGGGGCCAGCUGAACCCUUGUCGGUGGAGGCGGCCAAGACGCGUUUUGAGCUCCAGAGUCGCUAAAUGG
Messenger RNA from Thrips palmi, 1301 nucleotides. Its product is annotated as lipase 1-like. Lineage: Eukaryota; Metazoa; Arthropoda; Insecta; Thysanoptera; Thripidae. The coding region runs from base 1 to 1245 and encodes 414 amino acids. Gene Ontology annotation, molecular function: hydrolase activity, acting on ester bonds. The record is from RefSeq and is a predicted model, not a curated record. The transcript is spliced from 8 exons.